AUGACGGACACGAAGUUAUACACCAAGAGCGGUGUUCAGAUCAAUUGGAAUGUGCUCUGGAACACGUACUAUAAAAAGAUGAGGAUGGCGUUUCAGGAUAUGGAUGAUGACGUCGAGCUCUGA
Molecule: messenger RNA, 123 nt
Organism: Peronospora matthiolae
Lineage: Eukaryota; Oomycota; Peronosporomycetes; Peronosporales; Peronosporaceae
Source: the annotation of a GenBank genome assembly